Messenger RNA from Penicillium cosmopolitanum, 993 nucleotides. RefSeq lists its product as uncharacterized. The transcript has 2 exons. Gene Ontology annotation, cellular component: mitochondrion. Bases 1 to 993 code for a protein of 330 amino acids. NCBI's taxonomy places the organism in Eukaryota, Fungi, Ascomycota, Eurotiomycetes, Eurotiales, Aspergillaceae. Gene Ontology annotation, biological process: L-methylmalonyl-CoA metabolic process. The record is from RefSeq and is a predicted model, not a curated record. Gene Ontology annotation, molecular function: methylmalonyl-CoA epimerase activity.
AUGAUCACCCUCCUCCCAUCUAAAUGGCAAAACUGGAUCCUCCCUCCAUCCACCAUCCCCAUGGUCAAGAACUCGCCGCAAAAAGUCCAGCUCGGCCGCAUAGCCCACGUCUACUUCGAGCACGCCGACCUUGAAGCCUUUACUAGGUUCGCCAAGGACUUUGGCUUCGUCGAGGCUGCGCGCAAGGGCAACACAAUCUACUACCGCGGGUACGGAAGGGACCCCUACGUCUACGUCGCGUCACAGAGCCCAGUGCGGAGAUCCACCUUUCUAGGCGCUGCGUACGUCGCCAAGGAUGAGGAGAAUUUUAAGAAAGCCGCCGCGAUGCCGGGCAGUGCGCAGGAAGCUGGACGAGGCGCCCGGGGCCGGCGAGAUGGUGACUUUUGCGAGGCCGAAUGGGACAUUCCUCUACAUUAUGGUCCGUUCAAUACGCCGUUUGAUAAACCACGCAAGGGACAGUUCCAGCGAUACCGCGAUGGGCCGGCCCUGGUGCACAAGCUCGGGCAUUACGGCUACGUGUGCAAGGAGUUCGAGACAGAGCUCGAGUUUUACACUAGCAAUUUCAACUUUGUGCACUCGGAUAUCCUCAAUCUCCCGCAAUUCCCCCAAAUGGACGUUAUGACCUUUAUGCACCUUGACCUUGGCGAAGAGUACACAGACCACCAUACGUUCUUCCUGCAGCGGGCGUCGCCAACUAUGAGCAAGACGUACGUGCAUCAUACCUCGUUUGAGGUGGCCGAUUUCGAUACUCAGCUCCUGGGGCACCAUUAUCUGGCGAAUAAAGGGUGGAAGAGCGUUUGGGGUGUCGGAAGGCAUGUCCUGGGGAGCCAGAUUUUCGAUUACUGGUAUGACAGCUCCAAAUUUAAGAUCGAGCAUUACGCUGAUGGGGAUGUUGUGAACUGCAACAACCCGACGCGCAGAGAGCCAGUUGGGCCGUUGUCUGUUUGGGGGCCUGAGUUGCCCAGUGACUUUGGGGACAAUAAGGCCAGGUAG